Molecule: messenger RNA, 9543 nt
Organism: Ixodes scapularis (black-legged tick)
Lineage: Eukaryota; Metazoa; Arthropoda; Arachnida; Ixodida; Ixodidae
Product: protein piccolo
Cellular component (GO): nucleus
Molecular function (GO): nucleic acid binding
Source: RefSeq, a predicted model, not a curated record
CAUUGCAGCAGCUUCCAAGAUGGUUUAUUUCGAGAACGUUGCUGCGUCGUAAAGCAUUUCCUACUGGGAUGGCUGAGAAGUUCUCACGAUUUCACGAAGUUCGGGAUUAUCAGGGAAAAGGUGUGGAUGUUUACGAUGACAACCUCAUUGAGCUUGAACAGUCGUCUCUGGCUGAGCCCAUCACAGAGGACAACCUGGGCUACAAGCUGCUCCUUCGGCACGGCUGGAAGAGCGGCCAUGGCCUUGGCAAGAACGAGCAGGGUCGCAGAGACCCCUUGCCGAUCAUUCUCAAAGAGGACAUCAUGGGAUUUGGAAGAAUGGAGAUGGAAAUGGACUAUGCUGAGGAGACCACAGAGAAAAGGAAGACCCUGGAAAUUGAGAAAGAAGAGACAGAAGAGCUCAAGUUAAAGUACAAGGCUGUGCAGGAAAAGGAGAAGGUUGUGCAAGAGGCAUUGGCCACCCUCAAGGCCAAUUUUUACUGCGAUCUCUGCGACAAGCAGUACUCCAAGCACCAGGAGUUUGACAACCACAUGAACUCUUACGACCAUGCACACAAGCAGAGGUUGAAGGAGCUGAAACAGCGCGAGUUCGGACGUAACGUGCUCUCCAAAGUGAAGAGGGAAGGCCGUGGCCGGGAGAAGGAACAGCGAAGGCUACAGCAGCUGGCCGAGCUGAGGGCGCACGUCGCUGUGCUCAGAGGACCUACGGAGAUGGGGACGGGCGAAAAGUUCAGAGGACGCUUCCAACAAAUUGACUCAUCCCAAAAGAUCUAUGACUGGCUCCGGUCCCCAAGUCGUGAUCAAGACGAUGACUCUGACAGUGAUGAAAAUGAAGAAGAGGUCAGCAUGGAUCAAGAUGAUGCAGGCAACAUUACUGACUCCAGCAGCAGAGACCCUGUAGAUACACAGAGCUCCACGGCAAGCUCCUCUGUCUGCACUGCGGCACCUGUCGCAGCACCUGUCGCAGCACCUGUCGCAGCACCUGUCGCAGCACCUGUCGCAGCACCUGUUGCAGCACCUGUUGCAGCACCUGUCUCAGAACCUGUCUCAGAACCCCCAACAACAUUCUUUGAGACUGGAGUCAUGUUCGAACUUCCUCCUCUGCCUGAGAUUCCCCUCCCUGGUAAUCCAUCCACUUCUCCUGGACCUUUGACCUCAGAAGCCAAGCUAGAUCCUGGCCAAGAAAAGUACUCCCCCGAAGAUCCAACACCCAUCCUGCCAGACCAGCAGCCUCCGGCGUUACCAGAGCCCCCUCCACUUGCCCCACCUCCACUGCCUCCAUCCUUCUCUGGACUUGCUGGGCUAGCUGGAUUUCCUGGACUUCCUGGGAUGCCUGGAAUUCCACUUCCUGGUCUUCUGGGUCUACCUGGACUGCCUGGAUUACCGAGCUUCCCUGUGCCUCCUGGAUUUCCUGGACUGCCUGGAUUUCCUGGGCUCCCGGGACCACCUCUGCCUACAGGUUCUUCUGGGGCCCCUGGUCCUCCCAAUAUUAUUGGUUCAAGUGACCCCCCUAGCCUCCAGAUGCCCCCCAUUCCACCUGUGCUGGCUGGCCUUGCUGGCCCUGUUGAACCUCCAAGAACUUUUGGAUCUUCUGGGCCUCUUGCGGCUCCCGGACCUCCUGCGGCUCCCGGACCUCCUGCGGCUUCCGGACCUCCUGCGGCUUCCGGACCUCCUGCGGCUUCCGGACCUCCUGUCUUGUCUGCAUCAACGAUGAGUGGUGGUGCUUCUGGCCCUUCUGGACAACUCGGGUCUCCAACUCCUAAAAGUCCUACGACUGCCGAAUCCCCUGCUACUCCCUUGCCAGAGCCGUCCAAAUCAAAGCUGCUGCUUGGAAAGGCGUUGGCGAAGAAGCGGCUCAUUGCUUUCUCUCUGACCUCCAAGCAACCACUCCAGAAAGCGCUAGAAGUGAAGAGAGCAGCCGCAGGAGCAGCGACAGGAGCAACGGCUUCCUCUUCAAAGUCAGCUGGAGGUGCUCUGUCUUUUAGUUUUGCCCGCAAGGCCCAGGGUAAAGUGGCGUCGGUGCCGAUCAGCUUGUUCAAGGAGGAAGAUGAGCAGACACCCGAGGAGGAUGCGGCAAACUCCGCGGCCGCUCCUGCAGAGAUUUCGGAGUCUGGGCCAGCCAUUGAAGAUUCGGACACCAAGAAGGAGGGGCAAGAGAACAAGCCAUCGGAGGAUGGGCCAGACAAGGACUUUUACCAUGUGGCUCCUCCAGAGAAGCUCAAGGUGAAGCCCAAGUUUGAGUUUGUCAAAUUUGUGAGAAGUGAUCCGUUUGAGCUCAAGCUGCCUCCUGAUGCCACUGAAGGAGUACCCGAAAAACCCAAAAGAGAGCAGGAAGCUAAGGUAGCAGGAGAUGUCAAGAAGCAGAAGGUAUUAGAAGGAAGUGAUGGAGGAAAAGAUGAGAAGCCAGCAAAGGAAGUGGAUGAGGAGACAAAAAGAGAAGGGAAGAAGGAAAAGACGACAGUUGAUGCCAAGAAUGAGCAAAGGAAGCCCAGCAGGAGUCCUCCCAUUAAAAAGAGGUCCAAGGAAAAUAGAAGCAGGUCCCGCGAGAGAAAGAGGAGUGGGUCACGCGAUAGAAAGGGCAACAGGUCUGCUGAGAAAAAAAGGAGCAGGUCUAAGGAGCGCAAGAAAAGCAGGUCUAGGGAGCCUCGAGGGAUCCGUCCAAAGGACCAAAAACAAGGCCGCUCCAGAGAAGAUCGUAGAAGUGGUUCUAAAGAGCGGCGGUCAGGCAGGGCACACGACCGCAGGAGAAGCAGGUCCAGGGAACGGAAGAGGAGCAGGUCGAGGGACAAGGAAAGAAAGGAACGCAAAAGAAGCCGCAGUAGAGAAGGAGGGAAGAAACGGAAUCGAAGCACGGAGAGAAGGAGCCGCUCAAGAGAACGAGACAAGGGAAAGGAUGGAGGGGACAGGCCAAAGAAGGACAGGCAAGAGGAGGACAAGAAGGUCAAGGAGAAGCACUCUAGCAGUGAUGGGAAGAAAGGGGAGAAGGCGAGGGAGCACAGGGGCAACGCCGAAAGUCUUGGAACGAAUGACUCAAAGAAAGAAGCAAAGCACACCAGCUCAUUAAAGAGCCAAGAGGACAAGAAAUCAAGCACCCCCACUGCCGACAAGCAAGUUACCAAUGCCGGAGAAGCUUUUCGGGAGAAAAGAGCACAAGCAAGAUCAAAUGGCUCCCGUGACUUGCAGCCUAUGUCUCCAAGGAGGGAGCUUUCAAAAUCUGAUAAAGAAGAACCCAUUUUAAAUCUGAGUUACGAAGACAGUCCUCUUGAAACAUUUCGGGAGACAGACAGCACUUUCAGCGCAGACGGAGACUUGUGUCGGGAUGGUUCAAGCAAGGUCUUGCUGGAGAUCCUGGAUGAAGAGUUUGAUGACGUUGCUCUUGGCGGAAUUUCUGACAGUCCGCAUGUGAAGCAAAGCUCUGCCAGCCACGUGAAACAAGAAAUCUCCACCCUGGCUGAUUUGUUUGAGAAGGACAUGUCUGCUGAUGUUUGUCAACAAAAAGUGUCGAAUCUUUCUGUUGAACCAAAACAUAGUGCUACAAGAAAAGCUUCCUCGAAUAAAGUCCCAACCUCCGUAGAUAAAGCUGUUAAACAAGAGGAACCAAAAAGAUUCAAGCAGGAGGCUUUAACAGAAAGCGGCACUGCAAAAGAAAAGGAAAGCAGAAGCCAGAAUAAAAAAGUUGAAAAGGCAGAGGACUCCAGCAAAACCACAGCGUUGUCAAGCGAUCCUUUUUUAGGGGAAAGAGAAGUCCUCUGCCAUCAAAAGGGCAUAGGGCUUCUAAAAAACACAAAUGAAAACAAUGAAAUCGGAAAUUAUGCUUCGGACGUUGCACUAGUACCCAAAGAUUUAAAAGCCGAGAAGCACACGAGCAGGUCUAGUGGGCAGGAGGUUUUGCCUGCUGUACAGGAGUGCAAAUCUAAGCCAGUGGCCAUCUCUGCCGAUAAGGAUGUGAAUCUGCUGAAAAAGAAAAAAGCGAAGGCCUUGGUCAGGGCCUCGAAGAAAGGAGAGCAAGCAGGAAAAGCCUCCAAGAGCAAGCGAAAGCUGGAGGCCAGGAAAAAAAAGAAAAAAAGCAAGGUGAGCAGCUCGAGUAGCUCCUCUUCAUCUUCCUCAUCUUCAAGCUCCUCGAGAAGCAGCAGCAGUGGGUCCAGCAGUAGCAGCAGCAGCAGCAGCAGUUCCAAGGGAAGCUCAAGCAGCAGCAGUGACUCAGAGUCUGACGGCUCCAGUAGCUCUUCUUCCAGUUCUAGUUCCAGCAGCUCAAGCAGCUCAUCGUCUUCAUCUUCUUCUCCAGACUGCCCUCGUAAGCUGAAAAAGAAGAGGGAAAAGCUGAAACUGAGGUCGAAGAUGCUCAAAGAGAAGAUGGCUAGAAUGGCAAAGAAGGCUGAGGCACCAAGGGUUUCCGCACAACCGUCGGCAGCUGAGAUGCAAGAGGAGGCCAGGCAGGUCGCUGUGGAUAGGGUAGCGAGCCUAGAGAGUCAUUUCCUCUCGGAGAUGUCGAGCAAGAAGGGCUGUCUACCUGCUUCCACUGCUAUAGAUAAUGCCAUUGACGUGGGUCCUUGCAAGCCUUCGUCUGCACCUGGCAUUGAUCAUGCCGUGCAGUUACAAAGCAAAGAAGGUGUGGGUGUGAAAACCCUGAAGCCCACCGAAAAGAGCAGUCCCAUUGCCCAGGAAAAACCUUUGCCUAAAAGUUCUACCAGCCAUACUCAUGCUUCAAAAAAUUCUGGCUUGAAGUUGGAGAAGAUGUCAAAUUCUGAAAGUAAAGAUGAUGCUUGCUCCGUGAAACCACCUCCAAGGUAUGCUGCUGAAACUUUAACAGAAGUCAAAGCAAAUUUUGAAAGUAAGGAUGAUGCUUGCCACGUGAAACCACCUCCAAGGUAUGCUGCUGAAGCUUUACCAGAAGUCAAAACUUCUACACCGAAGUCCGACGAGGUAUUAUCCAAAAGUCAAGAAGUUCAGCUGCCAAAACCCACGACCAAAUGCACCUCUGAAAAACAAUCAGAUUCGGCGGGUUCUAAUUCGAAAUCGGCAAAGGUUGCCCUGGCUAUCUCUAAUGAAGAUGUGCCACGCACAAAGUGUGCAAUCACUAGCACCAAUGAUGGUCCUACCGCACCAACAAGUUCAAAGACGGGGAAGGUUGAUAGCACUGACCACGGUGAAGAUGCGAGAAACAACUACAGGAAAAAAGCUCGGUUGGACGAAAGUUUAAAAAAAAGGAUCUCUGGUCCUAACGAAAGUAAUGAAAGUAGUGGAACAAGUGAGCGCAAGAAAAGAAAGGAUGCAUCAACAUCUUUUACUGAAGAGUGUGCAAGCCUACCCAAGAGAAAGAAAACCCCGGAGCAAGAUCCUAAAGUUGCUAAAAAGUCUCGUAAUUCUGGUAGUGGCCAGACCAACAAGCAGGUGUUGGGAAGCAAAACAGAAAAAGUGACUUCUGCACAUAAAAGUUUGAAUGUGCCAGAGAAACCAUCUGGAACUAAUACUAAAGCCAAGCUUUCAUCUGAGGCAAAGAAAGAGGACAAGGAAAAGAAAACACAAAAGGAGAAAGAACAGCUGAGAAAUGAAGCACUUGCAAAAGCUCGCAAGGAUAGCGCCGAAGUCAUCAAGGUGAAGUCGCUUGAUCGCAAGAAGGAAAUCAAUUGGCCGAUGUCCCUUAUCAAGUACACCAACAGCAAACCCUUCAUUUCAUAUGGAUGCAACCCUGUGUAUGGUAACAUUCACAGUCUCGUCGUUGGAAAGAAAGAUGCUCGUGAAGAGGCUUCAUGUGUGGUGCAAAAAGCUGAAAAACCAAAACUGACACCUCGAGCAGUGUCUCCGGACCUAAAAGUCAUGUCCGGGCUGCAAGCACUGCAAUGCUUGUACGACAAUGCGGACAGCCCAGAUCAACCUGCGAGAAAUGAGGACUCGGGGAGCGAAGUCGAAAAAAUAGAGGAGCUCCCUAUCCGAAAAGAGGUCAAGGCGAACAUCCACGAUGACAUCAAGGUAAACAACAAAAAAUCUACUGAAGAGAAUAUUUUGAAGUCAGUCUCAACACCUGUUGCUUUAGAUGAGCCAAAACAAGAGAUUGAGCCAGCCCAACCUUCAGACUCCAUCAGGGACCCUGGCUUAUCUUCAGACUUGGUGUCAGGUUUAAAAGACGAACUGGAACCACUUGAACAAGAGCAAAAUGCUCUAGAGGAGUCUCUCCUUGUGGGGGAGCCCCCUGUUAUAGAGGAAACCCCCCCUGUGGAGAAGGACCUUGUAGAGGACUCUCUUGUGGAGAAUGACCCUCUUGCAAAGGAAGACCCUCUUGCAAAGGAAGACCCUCUUGUAAAGGAGGACCCUCGUGUAAAGGAGGACCCUCGUGUAAAGGAGGACCCUCUAGUAAAGGAGGACCCUCUAGUAAAGGAGGACCCUCUAGUAAAGGAGAACCCUCUUGUAAAGGAAGACCCUCCUGUAAAAGAGGACCCUCUCGUAGAGGAGGCCCCGCUCAUAAAGGAAAACAUUUUUGUAAAGGAAGACUCCGUUGUAGACGCCUUGCACCUUGAUGGCAACUCCAAGAAGAGAGCCGUCUCUGUGGACACUAACACUGACAAGAAAAUCAUGGGUCACCCUUCAACUGCGCCAAUGCAGCUUUCCGACGAUGAGCAAGAAAUGGCUGUGGUGUUGGAUUCUGAACUGUCAAUUGAAGAGAAAAGGUUCAUCAAGUACAGCCGCAACAUUCUCACCGAUCGAACGACAGCUUUAGCGGCAACAGGUUUGCAAGAUCAUCGAAGUGCCUAUGAAAGCCAUCAUUUUGCUGAAAAUUGCCAGCCAGAAAAGGAGUUGCAAACACAGGCUACAACUGUACUCGAAGUGGACACGGCUGCAUUGCCCAGUCCAGUCGCCAUCCUCGGUCCUGUGCAGGCUACUGUUGCAGGGGUUGACAAAGACUUGACUUCGGAGUAUGAAAAGUUCAUGGAACAGCUGAAUUUAGGUAGCUGCAUCGAAGUGGAGGUUGCUCAGGAAGUCGAAGUUCCCUGCGAAGAGACCUUGAUCAUGGAGCCUGAACGUUCACCCGAUGCUAGCUACAUGGCUGAAUGUGGCCCUAGUGUGGAAUAUCCUGUAGUGCAAUCUAAGAAUGCCAGUGCGCUAGGAACUGUUGUCACUGACACUUCGUUAGACAGUCCUGUAAAAGGAAUGAAACAAGAAGCAUUGUUGGCAGAUGCUUCUAGGUUGGUGGCAACCUGCGAGAUGGAAGAAAGAAGCAUACUACCAAAUGCAGCUCAUUCCUCUUGCACAGCAGUGCCCUCUUUUCAUCUUGCUCCCGUCACUGCACCUACUCCAGUCGUUCUUCCAUCCUUGGAACCAUUUUCCGCUCAUCCUAUCACUUCCACCCACAUUCCUAUUCUCGCCUCCGUUUCUGUUCCUGCUUGUACCGCUGCAGUUGUUCCAUUGGCUACCCCCAGUGUACCUCCAUCAGUCCAGCCUCGUGUCCCUGCUUCAACAUCUCUGCCAACAUCACUUCCCUCCUCGGUUCCAAUCAAGGCCCCCUCCUUCUCUCUGCCUGGGCUGGCCAUCCCACCUCCUGUUCCCGUUCCCGCUCCCAUCCCCGUUCCUGUUCCUGCUCCUGUGCCAAGCCCCGUUCCCGUUCCAAGCACAACGACGUCCCAGACUGCGGCUGUGUCAUCCAGAAUGAGUGUCGCAGCUUCAGGCUCUGUACCAGUAAUAACCUUGAAGAAAUCGCACAGAAGAAAACAUUGCGACACCGUUAAAGCGUCUAGCAGCGUGGAAGAUAUCCCUCGGCACACGCGAAAGGUCGCGAUUGUGAGCACGGUUCAGCCUCCUCCGAGUAGCACCGCCACUGGCAAACCGGAAGCCACGCAGCAGCAGGUGUCGAGCAGCAAGAACAUCUCGCGGCCAAUUAUCAUCAAGGUGCAAGCAAACAAGGACAUCCGCACCGAACAGAUCCCAGAUGCCCUCCGUGCUCCCACCUGCGAAAGCACGCAAGUCGUCGAGCAGCCAUUGCCCGAAGUCUGGGACGAAGUCGAGAUCCAGAACGAAGUCUGCGUGGAAGACAAUGCCAGGUUCCAGCAAUCUUCCGGAGACGACAUGUUCGUCGCAGUCAUGGAUACGGAAGACAUCUGCCUGGCAGCCGUAGAGGAAGUGGCCUGCUCUUCGUCGGACGACCUAUCCUGCGUCUCCGCACCCUCCCCCUGCCUGCCAGACCUCGGAAUGCCGGCGCCUCAUGAGCCAGUCGAGGUGGAGGUCGUGGCGGAUGUUGUGGCGGAAGAAGAGAGGGCUCCACCACCGCCCCCUCCUCCCCCCAAGUUCCUGCGACUCAAACCCCGCCGGAGCAAGACGGUGGAGCAGGCCCUACCGUCGCCGGUGAGCUCCUCCUCCGGCUGCGGAGAGGAGGACGAGGCGGGCGACGGCGACUCCCCUCCACCUCCCCCACCUCCCCCGGGACGACCCCCGGCCCCCGUCAAGUGUCUGGUGCUGCCCCCUCCCCCCGCCACGGGGAUCCUGAUCCCUGCGGGAAGGGGCUCUCUUUCGGGGGAGCCCAAGAAAUCGGUGACGUUUGCCGACGGCAUCCCCCCCGGCAGAGACCCCCCUGCCGACCAGAGCUCCUCGGGCGGUGCCCCCUCCCCACCCCCUCCGCCGCCCCCUCCCCCCCGGGAGCGCAGGCACCGCACCAGGGUCAAGGUGAUUAUGCCCUCCUCCAUCGUGGACAGGCUGCCGCCGCCCCCUCCACCCCCCAAGAAGGCCCCCGCAGCGACGGUCGUCGCGGCGACGCCAUCUGCUGCACCAGCUCCCGUUGCCGUGGAGGCAGUAGGAGCUGCUUACGCGCAGUACGGAGUGCACUUGCCGCAACAGGCGGGCUAUCCGGCUGCAGCGUACGCAGUCCCCUACAACAGCUACCCCGCGGGAUAUGCCGUGCCCUACGCCGCACACCUCGCACAACAGCAGGCGUACACGUACGUCGCUGCCACCCAGGCCUCCCAUCAUCCCCAACUGCAGCCUCAGCUUUACGCAAAUGCCGCAACUGUUGCAAACGCCGCGACUGCAGUGUAUUACCACCAGCAGCAGCAGAUGAUGCAGACGGUUCCCGUGCAAGCGCAGCAGCCACCACAGCCUCCGUUGCCUCCUCGACCCCCAACGUAGGCUUUUAUAUCUUUUUUCCCAUCUCUCAUUUCAUCUCCGAGUGCGUGGCUCUGCUUUGGUUUCUCGGGUCCGCAUUGAAAAAGGGGUCAUAAUGGGGUGUAAUGAACUACUGUUUGUUUGUGGAAACAGUUUAUAGAAAUUGAGCCUCAUACAUGUGCACCAUGUCAUGGAAGGAAGGAAUGCAGACAGGCAUCUGAAUGAGUGGAUAGUUACUUAGUUGAGCUGGGACUGUUCACUGCUAGGAUGAAACCAUUGGUUCUCAAGUGCUGUUGCUUGAUCGAGCUUCGAUUGGGACUUGAAGGGAGGGCCUCCCGUGGGCCCCUUGCUCACUUCGGAUAUGGACUUUUUGUUGGAGCAGAGCUCUUUGUUGUCACUUGUGUAAAUACUUGUUUUUGUGAUCCAUAGAAUAAAGCGAUGGUAUUCUUGUCACCUA